This is a messenger RNA of Solanum dulcamara, 869 nucleotides long. Its product is annotated as protein ABA DEFICIENT 4, chloroplastic-like. Lineage: Eukaryota; Viridiplantae; Streptophyta; Magnoliopsida; Solanales; Solanaceae. The transcript is spliced from 7 exons. The record is from RefSeq and is a predicted model, not a curated record. Bases 41 to 787 code for a protein of 248 amino acids.
CUUCUAAAUUCUUGGGCUGAAUAUUUCCUCUACUUGAAACAUGGCUUUCUCUUCUUCUUGUUUUUGCCACUUUCCAAUUUCACUCAAGGUCACGGCUUGGAGCCAUAAUUCAGCUAUUGAUGUCUGCAUCAGGCUGCAGAGGAACCAAGCUGCCCCUUUUUCCAAUGGACCAAAGAGCUUUGCUCUUUCAAGGCAACAAUAUUUUCUAGGAGGAUCAAGAGUUAUUAUAAGUUCAAAUCUUCCAAAAACUCUUUUUCAAAGAAGGAGCUCAAGGGUGUCUGCUUCAUGGUUAGCAAGUUCUAAAAUUGUUAAUAGUGUAUUCCCAUUGGGAACAAUAGCAGUUCUUCCCUUCUAUGUCUUCAUGGUUGUGGCACCUAAAGCUAAACUUACCCAAAAAGUGAUGGAGAGCAACAUUCCUUAUAUUGUGCUUGGACUUUUGUACUCACAUCUCUUAUACCUUUCUUGGACACCAAAUACAUUGCAGCUAUUAUUUCCUGCUAAUACAUCUAGGAUUCCAGAGCUGGCUGGUAUAGCUAAGAUGUUUUCCAGGGAGAUGACAUUAGCUUCUGCAUGGAUUCACCUCUUGACUAUAGAUCUUUUUGCUGCUAGGCAAGUUUAUCGUGAUGGAUUGCAGAAUGAUAUAGAAACACGUCAUUCUGUGCCACUGAUGCUGUUGUGUUGCCCCAUUGGACUUAUUUCUCAUUUUAUCACCAAAAAGUUCAAAUCAUCAAUAGUUCAAAAAAGACUUAAUUCGUCGGCGGAUCGCAAAAUCUUGAUGGAUAAAUAAUUUAUCAAUAACUAUAGAAUUAUUGUAAUUUAAUUUUGUGUUCAGCAGAUGAUCUGCGAGUUUAACUAUAAAUAAUUUAUUA